Messenger RNA from Cylindrotheca closterium, 297 nucleotides. The record is from the annotation of a GenBank genome assembly. NCBI's taxonomy places the organism in Eukaryota, Bacillariophyta, Bacillariophyceae, Bacillariales, Bacillariaceae.
AUGGAAUUAUAUUGCAACGCUCGCGACGGAAAUGAAGCUAGAGUCGACCCGGAACUGAAGAAUACGGAUGUAUGUUCUUCUGUGCAGGGUGGCGAGGGUUCACCAUGUUAUGCUGCUGCGUCCGGUCAAGAGGAAUCUAUGACGGCCACGGGAGGUAACAAAUUGUUCUACACCGAAGCGGAGGACGAUAAUGCCAGUUCUGACGGCAAUGAUGCUCAAGAUGUUUUCUAUUUAUCAGCUUCGCUUGUAUUAUUGAUGGACAUACGGUCUGUGUGCACAAUGGUUUUCAAUUUGUGA